AUGCAAUCGCAAAUGGUUCUGUGUCGAUUGUACUGGUAUCCAUGUAAACUACUGUACGGUACCCUAUAUGGAGCUGUGUACCUUGGACCUCAGACGGCGCCAUUCUUCCCAGUGCUCGGAUUUAUGCUGGUCCUAAUCUACGCUAUGAAUAUCUAUUGGUUUAAUUUUAUCGCAAGAAUGUUAUGGCGAGUAGCGACAACGGGUGAGGAGCCAGAAGACAAUCGUGAAUGGGAUACGACCGCGGUCACCGGUUUGUCGAAGAGCACAUUGGACGCUAUGGCUGAAAGAAAAUCACAAUAG
Messenger RNA from Haemonchus placei, 300 nucleotides. The record is from the annotation of a GenBank genome assembly. NCBI's taxonomy places the organism in Eukaryota, Metazoa, Nematoda, Chromadorea, Rhabditida, Trichostrongylidae.